AUGAAGUCGCCGGUAGAAACCCGGGACAGCUCCCUUUACUGUAAGUUGGAUGUGGGACAUGAAACAAAAGAUUGCAAGAGUCUGCGUAGAGCUCUUGAUGGAUUAGCCGCCAAAGGAUUUCUGGAAUCAUAUCUCAGCUCGAGCACAGGGGGAAGUGGUAAAAAGUUCUACAAGAAAAGUAAGUCACCGUCAUAUCGACGUGAUGACAAUGACACUGAUCCAGAAAUUGUAGCUGUUAUCUCAGGGGGCCUAGCCGCUGGGGGCCCAACAAUGAGAGGUCAAAAGGACUAUACAAGCCGGUUGGGGGGCAAGAUAGCCACUCCUCAUGACGACCCCUUGGUUAUUGAGCUGAAGGUAGCAAACCUCAAAGUAAGGCGUAUGCUAGUAGACACGGGGAGUUCGUCAGACAUUAUCAGCACAACUUGUCUAAAUCGUCUUGAGCAUGAUCCUAAGACAAUUGAAAAGAUACAUUAUCCGAUCAUUGGAUUCGGAGGCGGCAUAAUUCAUCCCCAAGGGAUAAUCACUCUGCCCCUACGAGUAGGAGGUCGGCAUCAAAGUAAGAACUUAAACGUCCGAUUUCUAAUUGUGAAAGACCUCACCGCUUACAAUAUCAUAUUGGGCCGCCCAACUUUGAAUCAGGCCAAAGCAGUGGUCGUCACUCAUCUUAUGCUCAUGAAAUAUGUCUGUGAUAAAGGCCAGGUCGGCACUAUUCAUGGUGAUCAACAGCUAGCAAGAGAUUGUUAUCUCACUACGCUAAGUCCCGAGGCUUGGGGGAAAAUUGACGAAGCGAGAGCAAGCUCAAAAAGAAAGCUAGACGAGAUAGAGGAGAAAGUCAAGAAAGAAACCUUUACCAUUGCCACGGCUCACAUGGAGGCAAGGAGACCUGAGCCGAUUGGUGGACAUUAUGAAAUCAUUCUUGAUGGAGCGCGUCCAGAUAGGACGGUGCCAGUAGGAGUCUCUCCGGACGAUCAGCUUGGGGCACAUUUGGUCACUCUCCUGAGAGAGUUCCAGGACAUCUUUGCUUUUGUUGUGGAGGAGAUGCCGGGCAUUGAUCUAAGUAUAGCCGUCCACAAACUCAACGUAGAUGAGUCCUUAAAACCUGUUCGUCAAAAGAAGAGAAAUCAUGGGGAAGCAAGAAACAAAGCCGCGGCUGAAGAAGUUCGGAAGUUGUUAGAGGCUGGGUUCAUUCGGCCAAGUCAAUAUCCGGAUUGGGUAGCAAAUGUAGUGUUGGUUCCAAAGCCUAAUAAGUCAUGGAGAAUGUGUGUGGACUACACGGAUUUAAACAAGGCCUGUCCAAAAGACAGCUUCCCUCUGCCCAAAAUAGAUCGGUUGGUAGACUCGACAGCCGGUCAUGCUAUGAUGUCCUUCAUGGACGCCUAUUCAGGUUUUCAUCAGAUUCCCUUGUGGCCAGAAGACCAGGAAAAAACGUCAUUUGUUACUGAGCAAGGCUUGUACUGCUAUAAAGUGAUGUGGUUUGGCUUAAAGAAUGCGCCGGCCACAUUUCAGCGUCUAGUCAACACUGUCUUCUCUAAUCAGUUGGGACGAAACAUCGAAGCCUACAUUGAUGAUAUGAUAGUAAAAAGCAAGCAACGUGAAGAACACCUGGCUGACUUGAGAGAAACUUUUGAGACGCUCCGAAAAUAUCAGAUGAGGUUAAAUCCAAAGAAGUGUGUUUUUGGAGUAACGGCUGGGAAGUUCUUGGGUUUCCUUAUUGAUGAAAGGGGAAUUGAGGCCAACCUUGAUAAAGUACAAGCAGUAAUAGAUAUGACGUCGCCAAAGUCAGUGAAAGAAGUCCAACGUCUGACUGGAUGUCUAGCGGCCCUGGGACGGUUCUUAUCAAGAGCAGGUGACAAGUGUCCCUAUUUCUUCGGCACAAUCAAGAAGAAGAGCAAAUUUGAAUGGACCGAAUCGGCAGAAACUGCCUUAGUUCGGUUAAAGGAACAUCUCCACACUUUACCCCGGCUGGUCAGUCCACUUCAAGGAGAAACUUUGUAUGUACAUCUGGCCAUCUCCGAGUGGUCCUUGAGUGUUGUGUUGUUGACGGAAAGGGAGGGAGUGCAACUCCCCGUCUAUUUUGUGAGCCACGUCCUGCAAAAUGCCGAGCUGAGAUAUCCUCCAAUUGAGAAUUUUGCACUUGCGUUAUUUAUGGCAAGUAAAAAGCUGCGUCCUUACUUUCUGGCACACAAACUAGUGGUAUACACAGACCAGCCAUUGAAACAACCGCUUACUAAGCUAGACGCUGCUGGGCGAAUGCUAAAAUGGGCAAUUGAGCUGAAUGCAUUUGACAUCUCAUAUGAACCGCGAAAGGCUAUCAAGGGACAAGCAUUUGCCGAUUUCAUUGCAGAAAUGACGAGGCCAACUUUUGAGAAGAAUGUGGUGACCCGUUGGACGGUAUAUGUAGAUGGGUCAUCCACCCAGAACGGAUGUGGAGCCGGCAUAAUAUGCCAAUCCCCCGAAGGAGACAAGUACGAGUACGCCAUGAGGUUUAACUUCCAAACUUCAAACAAUGAGGCCGAAUAUGAAGCUUUGCUAGCCGGCAUAAAAAUGUGCAAAGUUGCCGGAGCUCAAGAGAUACUUGCUCUUUCUGAUUCACAGCUCAUUGUAAGUCAAGUAAACGGAGACUACGAGGCAAGAGAUCCCAACAUGAUCAAAUACAUGCAAGCUGUGCGUCAAGAAAUAGAACAUUUGAAGAGUUUCGAAGCUAAGCAGAUUCCCAAAACAGAGAACAAUCAGGCUGAUGCCCUGUCUAAACUAGCUAGCUCAGCUUCCUGUGACACUUCGCGUCAUGUGUUUUGGGAAGUGAAAGAAAUACGAAGCAUUGAACAAGAGUUGUGCACUCUUGUGGUAGCCAUCCUUGACCGGUCAUCAACUUGGAUGGACCCCAUCAUUGCAUAUAAGGUAGACGGCUCACUUCCAGACGACUCAAGUCUAGCCGCCACAAUUCAGAAGAGAAGUUCUUGGUUUGAAUGGUGGAAUGGAGUUUUGUAUAAAAAGUCAUUUUCCAGACCCCUCUUGCGGUGCGUCACUCCUGAGAAGGGGAAAGAAAUUAUGGACGACCUGCAUCAAGGAUUGUGUAGCUCCCAUAUUGGAGGACGAGCUUUAGCUGAAAAAGCCCUGCGAACUGGUUAUUACUGGCCCACUUUGAGAGAAGACGCCCUGGCCAUGGUGCAGAAGUGUGACAAGUGCCAAUGA
Molecule: messenger RNA, 3192 nt
Organism: Spinacia oleracea (spinach)
Lineage: Eukaryota; Viridiplantae; Streptophyta; Magnoliopsida; Caryophyllales; Amaranthaceae
Exons: 2
Coding region: 1-3192 (1063 amino acids)
Molecular function (GO): nucleic acid binding; RNA-DNA hybrid ribonuclease activity
Source: RefSeq, a predicted model, not a curated record